Molecule: messenger RNA, 936 nt
Organism: Puccinia triticina
Lineage: Eukaryota; Fungi; Basidiomycota; Pucciniomycetes; Pucciniales; Pucciniaceae
Exons: 3
Coding region: 1-936 (311 amino acids)
Source: RefSeq, a predicted model, not a curated record
AUGCUGCUUGAGCACUUCAAGAGUAGAUAUGAAAAGUUCACCGACGAGGAAGGUCCAGAUUUGAUAGAAAAAAUUAUCAGCGUUCAUGGUAAAAUAUACAAUCAAGAAGGUGUUGCCACACCAGAAGACAUCACCAGCUUAUUAGACUACCAUGAGGUGCUCACUGAAUGGGUGAGCAACGUAGAAGAUCGUCCAGGCGAGCGAAGAGUUGAGGAGGUCAACUGGGCACUUAGCGAGCUGACACUCAAUCUGCGUAAAAUUCUACGUCCAUGUCGAGCAGUUAGUUAUAUAGAAUCGGAGCCAAAACCCACUCAAACCCAAAAUAAGAUCCUUCAGGCACUCCGGAAUUUUUACUAUCCAGAUUUGGCCAACAAGGAAAGUUCGCAACUCCUAGAAGAGAUCAUCGGAGUUCACAAUAAAGUGGAGAACCAGAAAGGUGUUGCCGAUACAGAAGACAUCAUCAAUUUAAUCAAGUCCCAUCAGAAGCUUAUCCGCUCCGUCCGCCAACAUCCGGAUUUCCGCGAGCCUCACUUUCUAACAGAUGUCACGAGACACUUGUAUUUCGUUAAUGCUUCACGUUUCAGUAUCACCAGUGGCCACCAGAUUGGCCGCGCAAAGUCAAGCGGCUCGCCAGUAAAAUCCAACCCUCACGGGAAAGGAAGAAACUUGGUGAAGUUGAACUCCGAUGAGAAUAUACCAUCGACCAGUACGCCGGCAAAGAAGAUGUUUGACACUCCGGCGUCGUCAUAUUGCGCGUCGGACCGCAAUGGGAAGAGAAAGGCAACGGAACCCAUGGAAACUGACAACGAAGAGAGCUAUGAGAACGGAGGAGGGGAAGACAAAGACGAGGAAGAGGAGCCUAAGGAAAAACCAACUCGUGGGCGACCCCGUAAGGCCAUUCUCAAAGACGCUGCCAAGAGAUUAAAAAAGCUCUGA